UAUUAUUCAAUUUUUCUAAACAGCUAAUAUAGGUCUCGAAAUAAGUAUGAAAGGAGGAUACCUGCAGUGUUACAGUAUUUUUGACUUUAGUUCGGUAGUAGUAAGCUAACCUUGUUAAAAAUGUGUUAAUAUGCGCGUAAAUGCGUCUAUUCAGAUCGUUUUUGUACGUCAAUUAGUAAAUAAUAUUUGACUUUCGUUUACGGCAAUGUGGCGUUAUUCGAAAUUAGUGUACAAUAAAUAUAUAACGAAAUGGAAUAACUUCGCCUUUUACAAUAACUGUCAAAGGGUGAAGCACAGUAGUUCGAAAUCGACUGUGGAAACAAAUGAAGAUGUUGACGAUCCACUUCCCAAAGAAACAAAAGUCGUCAUAUGCGGUGGUGGUGUUAUGGGUGGUGCAGUUGCUUAUCACCUUUCACUUAUGGGGUUGGGACCUCAAACUGUUAUCGUGGAAAGCGGCAGAUUGGGAGGUGGAACCACCUGGCAUACCUCAGGAUUAGUAGGGGCAUUUAAACCAAGUUUGGCACAAGUUAAACUUGCCCAAGACAGCAUAGCUUUAUACAAGGAAUUAGAGGGCAAGGGCUUGUCGACAGGAUGGAAACAAUGUGGCAGUCUUUCUUUGGCACGCACAAGAGAUCGCAUGACUGUAUUUCGACGAAUGAAAGCACAAUCUAUAUCACGUAAUAUUGAAUGUCAUUUAAUUACGCCGAAACAGGUACAAGAAAUAUGUCCAUUAUUACGAGUAGACGAUCUGGUUGGUGGAUUAUGGAUUCCAGGGGAUGGUGUAGGAGAUCCGUAUGAAAUAUGUUUAACUUUAAUAGAAGAAGCAAGAAAGAAAGGUGCAAAAGUAUAUGAGAACUGCAAAGUUACUAAAAUUAUUACACAAAAUGGUAAAAUUAAAGCAGUUGAAACAACAAAUGGUACCAUAGAAUGUGAACACUUUGUUAAUUGUGCUGGGUUUUGGGCACGUAACGUAGGUAAAUUAAGUGAACCAUAUGUAAAGGUACCUCUUCAUCCAGUAGAACAUUAUUAUUUGCAUACAAAACCUAUUGAUGGUUUGAAUCCUAUGACUCCUGUUAUAAGGGAUUUGGAUGGAUAUAUUUAUUUUCGCGAGAACAACGGAAGUAUCUUAGCAGGUGGCUUUGAGCCAGUUGCAAAGCCAGCGUUUGAAGAUGGAACGAUACCUGAGGGCACAACAGAAAGAUUUUUACCAGAGGACUGGGACCAUUUUCAUAUCUUAUUCGAGCAAAUGCUUCAUAGAAUACCAAGCUUCGGGGACGCGAUUUUGGAAAAUUUAUGUAACGGACCCGAGGCAUUCUCUCCAGACUGCAAAUGGAUAGUAGGCGAAGCACCAGAAAUACGCAAUUAUUAUAUCGCUGCUGGUAUGAAAACGGUGGGUAUAUCAGCGGCUGGUGGAGUUGGCCGGGCGACUGCAGAAUUAAUAGUGAACGGUUCAACGUCCGUAGAUAUGUACGAACUAGACGUAUCACGUUUCCUGGGACUCCAUAACAAUCGAAAAUUUUUGCGCGAUCGAGUAAAAGAAGUUCCUGGCAUGCAUUACGCUUUACAGUAUCCGCAUCAUGAAUUUAAGACGGGUAGAAACUUAAGAAUGUCGCCGAUUUAUCCAAAGCUUCGACAAGCUGGUGCAGUAUUUGGUCAAGUAAUGGGAUACGAGCGACCAACCUGGUUCCAGUUAGAUGACGACAGUGAUUUGGAAACGACCGAUGGAUUCCAAAGGUAUAAAAUAGCGUACACAAACACGUUCAGUAAACCACCGUGGUUUGAACCUGUUUCAAACGAGUACGCUGCAUGUCGUGAAACAGUUGGACUGAGCGACUAUUCUUCAUUUACUAAAAUUGAUUUAUGGUCGAACGGGAUGGAAGUGGUAGAUUUAUUACAAUAUUUAUGUUCGAACGAUGUAGACGUUCCGGUAGGAAGUAUUAUUCACACAGGUAUGCAGAAUCAUCGUGGGGGUUACGAAAAUGAUUGCAGUUUAGCACGAAUUGCUCCCAAUCAUUACAUGAUGAUUGCCCCUACCAUACAACAAACUCGUUGCAAACAUUGGAUUUACCGUCAUUUACCUGCAGACGGUUCUAUAGCAGUAUCCGAUGUAACGUCAGCUUAUACAGCAAUUUGUAUUAUGGGUCCUGCUACUAGACAACUACUAUCAGAAUUAACAGACACAGAUUUGAAUCCUAAAUACUUCCCAUUUUUCACUUUUAAGGAAUUAGACGUUGGCCUCGCCAAUGGAAUACGCACAAUGAACCUCACUCAUACUGGAGAGCUUGGCUACGUUUUAUAUAUUCCAAAUGAAUUUGCAUUACAUGUUUAUACAAGAUUGGUAGAUGCUGGGGCCAGGUACGGAUUAAAACACGCUGGUUACUAUGCAACUCGUGCUUUAAGAGUUGAAAAGUUUUACGCAUUCUGGGGUCAGGAUUUGGACACGUACACCACUCCUCUGGAAUGUGGACGAACUUGGAGAGUGAAACUUGAUAAAGGAGUGGAUUUCAUUGGAAGAGACGCUCUCUUGAAACAGCGCGAUGAAGGCGUAAAACGAAAAUACGUGCAGCUAUUACUGAACGAUCACGAUUUUGAAUUAGACACAUGGUGUUGGGGCGCAGAGCCUAUUUUUAGAAAUGGACAAUACUGUGGAAUGACAACUACCACUGGCUACGGAUUUACAUUCAAGAAGCAGGUCUGCCUUGGAUUUGUACAAAACAUCGAUUCAAAAGGACGUCCACAAGAAGUUACAAACGAGUACAUACUAGCGGGCAAUUACGAAGUAAACGUAGCGGGAAUAAGAUACCCUGCGAAAUGUCAUCUGCAUAGUCCGAAUCUACCCACCAAAUUCCCAGAUAAGGAAAGAGAUUCUUAUCAUGCGACGCGUGACCACCAAGCAGCUUAAUGUCGACAAUACAUACUUUGAACUGUGUACAAAUGAUAUAUAUAGACAGAAUUUAAUAAAUUAUUUAAUAAGCGAUAA
This is a messenger RNA of Ceratina calcarata, 2980 nucleotides long. Its product is annotated as pyruvate dehydrogenase phosphatase regulatory subunit, mitochondrial. Gene Ontology annotation, molecular function: protein binding. Bases 206 to 2902 code for a protein of 898 amino acids. The transcript is spliced from 14 exons. The record is from RefSeq and is a predicted model, not a curated record. Gene Ontology annotation, cellular component: mitochondrion. Lineage: Eukaryota; Metazoa; Arthropoda; Insecta; Hymenoptera; Apidae.